GUGGAAGUCUUUCCGGGAGACGGCACAGGUUUGUCAGAUAUCCCGUGCAUGGCAUGGUUGACAGGAUAGUCGGCGAUUGGGGCGGGAUAACUUCUUAUACAUUAGUCUAUCCACUUGUUACAAAAGUUAAACAUAAAAAUCAGAACUAACUCGAUCUCUUCCAGUCGUCUCGCCAGCUGUCCUCACGCGUCUUUUCUCUCUUGUCAUUGCUCGGGUUAGCUAACUAACGUUAACGUUGCUCUGUGCGAAAAUGGCGGAUGUACAGUCAGAGAAGAGUCUGGAUGAUUUCUUUGCUAAGCGGGAUAAAAAGAAGAAGAAAGAGAAGGGCAAGGGGAAGGAGACCACGACCGGGCCCGCGACGGCCGCGGUGAAAAAGAUGAAGAAAGAGAAGGAGAAAUCUGCGAAAAACGAAAACCAGGACGCUCAAGUGGAGAAGUGCUGUUUUACUGCAAAGGAGGACGAGGAAUGGAAAGAGUUUGAGCAGAAAGAAGUGGACUACACCGGGCUUCGGCUCCAGGCUUUACAGAUCAGUGAUGAAAAAGAGGAAGAGGAAUAUGAGAAGGAGGAGAUAGGAGAGGAUGGAGAGAUCAUUCUGGUCAGCGGAGACAAAGUGUCCGGUCCCUGGAACAAAUCUGGCGCUGCUCCACCUCCUUCUGCUUCACCUGUGGAGGAAGAAGAGGCGCCUGAAGCAAAGCCUGCAGGAGUCUAUCGUCCUCCAGGUGCCCGACUGACCCCUAGCAGAAGAGUCCAGAGCCAGGGUCCGCCUGAGAUCUUCAGCGACACACAGUUCCCCUCGCUGCUGUCCACCGCUAAGCACGUCGAGACUCGCAAAGACAGAGAAAUGGAGAAGACCUUCGAGGUUGUGAAACACAAAAACCGUGGCAGAGAAGAGACCGGCAGCACCUCCGUGGAGCACUUGCAGCUCGACAACCAGUACGCCAUCCUGGGGGACAAGUAGAGCUGCGUUCCCAAUCCCCUGCCCCCUCUCUCCCCCAGCACAGUUCCCCCUCGACGGAAGCUGAACUCCAGCUGUGCUGGCUGCAGUCCUAAAAGAUCUCCUUUUGCCGCCACCCUUUACACCACUCACUCACUCACACGGUCAUACACAACACCCCCUGCAGACACACUCCCUUUAAAUAAUUCACUCAACACGGUUUGGUUGGCAAAACUAGAGGAUUGCAUCAGAAGGGGCUGACGGAAAAGGGGAAUAAGGAAACCCGAACGUGCGACGCUGCAGCAACAACAAACAGAGAAGUAGUUGCCCUUUGUGGAUUGUUUUCAGAGCAGCAGUUGUGUGGCAGAACUUCUCUGAACUUCAACUUGCUUUGACAAAGCCACAGAGGAUCAAAGAUGACUUUAGGCACGAUGAUCUUACAAACUUCUGUGAAAAUAUCUAUUUUUUUGCGAGAUCUUUACAACCCGGCAACACGUGGUUAUAUUGAGGUGUGUUUAUGUGUUGCGUUAGGGCUUCGAGAGGCGGGGAGGGAUACUACGGCAGCGGCACAGCUGGUGGCGACGACAUGGACCGAGCUUUUUCUGUGUUGCUGUGGUGGUUAAAAUAGGCGGAGCUAACACCGAGCUCCUCCCACUUUCCUUCCACAUACAAGCCGGCCUUCAGGCUCUUUGAUUUAGAAACUUUAAGCUUUUUUUUUUCCCAGUUCAUUCGUUGAUGAUGACACUGCAAAGAUCUACAAACACGAAGCGAUAAGUUGCAUUUCUCAUUUAGAGUUUCUAUAUAAAGUGGCCUUAUUGAUGGAGAGCGACUGUCAUCUGAAGGGUUGUCUGAUAGGCCGGUUUCUGCCUCUGGAUCGAACCACUUUCAUCAACUAAGGGGGGGGAUCAAAGCAGGAAUGUAGUGCUGUUGUAGUUUGCCUGAUGAUGAAGAUGAUGAUAACAACUACUAACUCUUUCAUAUCCAAUGUUUGAACAUACUGCUCCUUAAUUUUUUUUUCUUCCACCAUCUGAGAAAGAAUAAUUAAAGCUUGUUUCUAAUCCUG
Molecule: messenger RNA, 1997 nt
Organism: Xiphophorus couchianus (Monterrey platyfish)
Lineage: Eukaryota; Metazoa; Chordata; Actinopteri; Cyprinodontiformes; Poeciliidae
Gene: cdv3
Product: carnitine deficiency-associated gene expressed in ventricle 3
Exons: 5
Coding region: 251-958 (235 amino acids)
Cellular component (GO): cytoplasm
Source: RefSeq, a predicted model, not a curated record